CGGCGGGGGCGCGAGGCGCCGCUCUCUCUCGGGUCAGGCUCUCAGCUCCCGGCUUUCGGCUCCCGGCUCCCAGCGCGGAGCCUUUCUUAAAACUACAGGCAGCCGACGCGCGUGGGUGGGAGGACGCGGGAGGCACUGUCGUCGGAUCCGCCCGCAGGCCGCAGCACCACUGAACCCGGAGGCCGCCCGGAUGGAGCUGCCGCUCCCUGUCGGAGCCCAGCCCCUUGCCACUGUGGAGGGUAUGGAGAUGAAGGGUCCUCUCCGGGAGCCCUGCGCCCUGACCCUAGCCCAGAGGAACGGGCAAUAUGAGUUAAUAAUCCGGUUGCAUGCGAAAGAACAACAUGUUCAAGAUAUCAUUCCUAUAAAUAGCCACUUUAGAUGUGUUCAAGAAGCAGAAGAAACUCUUUUGAUUGAUAUAGCUUCAAACAGUGGCUGCAAAAUUCGGGUUCAGGGGGACUGGACCAGAGAGCGCCGCUUUGAAAUCUCUGAUGAGGAGCACUGUUCGAAGUUCUUGUCAAAGGUCCUUGCAGCUCAGGAAGCACAGUCACAACUUCUUGUUCCAGAGCAAAAGGACUCAUCCAGCUGGUACCAGAAAUUAGACACUAAGGACAAACCUUCUGUCUUUUCAGGGCUUCUUGGAUUUGAGGAUAAUUUUUCAUCUAUGAAUUUAGACAAGAAGAUAAAUUCACAGAAUCAGCCUAUGGGGAUUCAUCGGGAGCCCCCACCUCCACCCCCUUCAGUGAACAGAAUGCUUCCACGUGACAAGGAAGCUUCUAACAAGGAACAGCCCAAAGUGACCAACACCAUGCGGAAGCUCUUUGUACCAAAUACCCAGUCUGGGGAGCGGGAGGGUCUCAUCAAACAUAUCCUGGCAAAGCGAGAGAAAGAAUAUGUCAACAUUCAGACUUUCAGAUUUUUUGUUGGAACUUGGAACGUGAAUGGCCAGUCUCCAGAUAGUGGAUUAGAACCAUGGCUGAACUGUGAUUCGAAUCCUCCUGAUAUCUACUGCAUUGGAUUUCAAGAGCUAGACUUGAGCACAGAAGCCUUUUUCUACUUUGAAUCCGUAAAAGAACAAGAGUGGUCCAUGGCUGUGGAAAGGGGUUUGCAUUCCAAAGCCAAGUACAAGAAAGUUCAACUAGUUCGCCUUGUUGGGAUGAUGCUUUUGAUAUUUGCCAGAAAGGAUCAGUGGCGAUAUAUCCGUGAUGUUGCUACAGAAACAGUUGGAACUGGAAUCAUGGGGAAAAUGGGAAACAAGGGUGGGGUAGCUGUGAGAUUUGUAUUUCACAACACUACCUUUUGCAUUGUCAAUUCCCACCUGGCUGCCCACGUGGAAGACUUUGAGAGAAGGAAUCAAGAUUAUAAGGACAUCUGUGCACGAAUGAGUUUUGUGGUCCCAAAUCAGACCCUCCCACAGCUGAACAUCAUGAAACAUGAUGUUGUUAUAUGGUUGGGAGAUUUGAACUAUAGACUUUGCAUGCCUGAUGCCAAUGAAGUGAAGGGUCUUAUUAACAAGAAUGACCUUCAGAGACUCUUGAAAUUUGACCAGCUAAAUAUUCAGCGCACACAGAAAAAAGCUUUCGCAGACUUCACCGAAGGGGAAAUCAAGUUUAUCCCCACUUAUAAGUAUGACUCUAAAACAGAUCGAUGGGAUUCCAGUGGGAAAUGUCGGGUUCCAGCAUGGUGUGACCGAAUUCUUUGGAGAGGAACAAAUGUUAAUCAGCUUCAUUACCGGAGUCAUAUGGAACUGAAAACCAGUGAUCACAAGCCCGUUAGCGCCCUCUUCCAUAUUGGGGUGAAGGUUGUGGAUGAACGGAGGUAUCGGAAAGUAUUUGAAGAUAUUGUACGCAUUAUGGAUAGAAUGGAAAAUGACUUCCUUCCUUCCUUAGAACUCAGCAGAAGAGAGUUUGUGUUUGAGAAUGUGAAGUUUCGGCAACUACAAAAAGAGAAGUUCCAGAUCAGCAACAAUGGACAGGUUCCUUGCCAUUUUUCUUUCAUCCCUAAACUUAAUGACAGCCAGUACUGCAAGCCAUGGCUUCGGGCUGAACCUUUUGAGGGCUACUUGGAGCCAAAUGAGACAGUGGACAUUUCUCUUGAUGUGUAUGUCAGCAAAGACUCUGUGACCAUCCUGAACUCAGGGGAAGAUAAAAUUGAAGAUAUUCUUGUCCUUCACCUGGAUCGAGGCAAAGAUUACUUCUUGACCAUUAGUGGAAAUUACCUCCCAAGUUGUUUUGGUACAUCCUUAGAGGCUUUGUGCCGAAUGAAAAGACCAAUCCGAGAAGUUCCUGUUACCAAACUCAUAGACUUGGAAGAAGACAGCUUCCUAGAAAAGGAGAAAUCCCUUCUGCAGAUGGUUCCCUUGGAUGAAGGUGCCAGUGAGAAACCCCUUCAGGUCCCCAAGGAGAUCUGGCUUCUGGUAGAUCACUUAUUCAGAUAUGCCUGUCACCAGGAGGACCUGUUCCAAACCCCUGGAAUGCAGGAAGAGUUACAGCAGAUCAUAGAUUGUCUAGAUACCAGCAUUCCUGAGACAAUCCCUGGCAGUAAUCACUCUGUGGCUGAGGCAUUGCUCAUUUUCCUGGAAGCCCUGCCAGAGCCGGUCAUCUGUUAUGAGCUGUAUCAGCGGUGCCUGGACUCAGCUCAGGAUCCCCGGGUCUGCCGUCAGGUGAUUUCCCAGCUUCCAAGAUGCCAUAGAAAUGUCUUCCGUUACUUGAUGUCAUUCCUUCGAGAACUCUUAAAAUUCUCUGAAUGCAACAAUGUCAAUGCCAACAUGAUCGCUACUCUCUUUACAAGUCUUCUCCUAAGGCCUCCACCCAACCUGAUGACAAGACAGACUUCAAGUGACCGCCAGCGUGCUAUCCAAUUCCUUCUGGGUUUCCUGCUUGGGAGCGAUGAAGACUAAUAAGCCUUUUUCUUUUAACUACUCUCCAAGAUUCUAGAGGUGGAAGAUCUUAAGUACCAAGUAUUUCAGAAUGAUUUGCAAAGUCAUGCCACAGGAUGGGUUUACUGCAGAAUUCCGAGGCUGUUGGCAUGAAAAAAGUUGUUUCUAAUGCGAAAGGAAGAGAAUUUCCUAGUCCCUCCUUUACCAUAUCCUACACAGAAAAAUACCUUUAGACUUACAUUGCCAAGCCAAAGUUAUCAUAUUUUGGUGUUUUUUGUGUUCUCUCUUUAUAAAGCAAAGAGGUCUGUAUUUACACUUCUUUACCUAGGGAUGUGUUUGUUGCCUCCUGCCCAGCUGUCAUGAUUGUCUUUAGUACCUUAGGCCUAGAUUCUGAGAUGUUCCUUUUCUAGGCCUAUAAACACUACUUGUUGUAGCUCAGAUUUGUGUGUAGUCCUUCCUCUAAAGCACUUUUGCCCCCCCUUCACCAUGUCACCCCUUUGCACUCCACUUCACUAGUAUUAUCACAUUGAAGGAAGUCUGAGUAAGGUUAGUGACUCCUUCGGUGUCCCUAACAGUGAGGUGAGAGCAUCUACAUGUGGUUAUUACAUGCAUUUGUGCAUUUCUACUAUAAUGGUGUCUGUAUGUUUCUGUAACAUUGGCCUUUUCAUAGAUCUAUACUGGAUGGAACCAUAUUCUCUUGUCUUAGACCACAUCUAGUAGUAGAACCUUAGAGACUAUUAGAGAUGACAUCCCAUUGAUGUGAGAGAAUCACAGUCAGAAUGGAAGUACUUUGAAAAUUUCAGGAGUGAGAAUAUUCAUGUUUGACAGAUCCUGCUUCCUACCAUCCCUUUCUUUUAUUCAAAUUUUACAUGAGAACUAAUUCUGGGUGUCUAUGGGACCUAUCCCCCACUUAGAAAUCCACCUCUGGAGCAACACUUGUACCACAGUCAGAAAGCAAGUCUGCACCUCAAGCAGACCUUUCUAGAGAUACUGCUGCUUUCUCCAGUAAGGAAAUACUGAGGAUAACCCUUGGACCCCUCUUCAGUCUCCCAAAGUACAAGGGGGCGGGUAUCACCUCCUCCCUCAUCAAGGCUGACUGGGUUCAACAGCUAGCUCCCUUUGGCUCCCAGCCACUUUGUCCAGUGCUGUGUAAGAGAGACUGUGCAGUGAGACCAGCCAAGCACCUUUCUCUCCCAUCCGAGAAAACUCUCUGUGGGGCAGUCCUUUUUUUUUUAGUCUAUGUUGGUUGGCAAACCAGCCACCAGCCACUGACUACAAAACUGCCUGGUGCAAUUGGCUUCCUCCUGGUUUUCUUUCUUUAAAACCACCCUGAGUCCACUCAUGCUUGCCUGUUACCAUUAAAUCCAAAGAUCCUAAAGGGCAGGUGCUGCAUCUGGUCUUGGGCUUUGACUCCUGACUCUUCGAGUAUAUUGGAGGAGAGAGCCAGGAAAAAUACCACAGCCGAAUGGUUCUCCAGUUUCCCCAUCACUUAUAAGUUGAGUUCUUUGAGGGAAGAAAAGGUACGUAUCCUGCAAUAGACUGAUUAAACCCUUUCCUGACUGGGAGUUAUGGAACUAGGAGUCAAGUUAUUGGUGCCACAUAGUUGUACAAUAGAAGAUGGUAAGCAGAACACUUUGGUUAUCUCUAUUAGGCCAGAAAGUGACAAGGCCAUAACACAAAGACAGGGCAAUGCCUGUCCUGGGCCCAUUUUCUAGUAUGUUGCCAACCUGGGACCUCUGGCUGAUCAAGGAUGUGGUUAGUGGGGGCCAUGUGCAGCAUCCUAGCUCUUCAUAAAGCAAAUGAACUAAUUUGGUUUACUACUUCGACCUUUUUCAGCUCUGGUCCUGGGAUGUACACAGGGUUGAGGGAUUUAGACAAUCUAGGUAGCGGAGACAAGAAAUAGAACAAACAUAAGAGAGAUGCCUCCCUACUGUGCCUCCUCUAGCACCUCAACCUCUAAUCCCUAAGUACCUCUAAUGUACUAGUACAUAGCACCUCAGAAGUAAAGAGUUCAUAUCCAACUGGUAGGGAAGUGCUCUGUAUCUAUGGUUUUAGAGAAGAAACUGUUCAAACUCAUGUGGUGAUGUUGCAUUAAUGUCCCUUUCACUGUUUUCUGAUUCUUAUUCUAUAAUUAUUUGUUAUAUUUCCCCAGAAUGUCAUGGUCACUUAGCAAAGCUGCUAGUGGGAUUCUGUAUUUUGUGUCAUCUUUUUUAUUAUUUAUUGCAAAUUUUUCUCUGAAUAAAUAUAUGUUGUGAAAAAA
This is a messenger RNA of Pteropus alecto (black flying fox), 5135 nucleotides long. It is a transcript of the gene OCRL, whose product is annotated as OCRL, inositol polyphosphate-5-phosphatase. The record is from RefSeq and is a predicted model, not a curated record. Gene Ontology annotation, cellular component: cytoplasm; membrane. The transcript is spliced from 24 exons. Gene Ontology annotation, biological process: phosphatidylinositol dephosphorylation; signal transduction. Gene Ontology annotation, molecular function: inositol phosphate phosphatase activity; phosphatidylinositol-4,5-bisphosphate 5-phosphatase activity. The coding region runs from base 191 to 2896 and encodes 901 amino acids. NCBI's taxonomy places the organism in Eukaryota, Metazoa, Chordata, Mammalia, Chiroptera, Pteropodidae.